GGUACAGUUUCAUUUGGAACAUUUGGGUAAAGAAACAACACAACUUCAAAGAGAUUCCAAUUCCAAUUCUAAGCUCCUUUAAUGGACUCCAAAAAGCUCCUCUGUUUCUCUCUCCUCUGCUUCUCUCUCCUCCCAGAAUUAUAUGGGGUGGUUUGGGUUUCUGCUGGCGGGGUUGGCCACCGUCAUCGCCACCGCGUGCGGCGGAGUGGGCAGAGGCUUGGUGGAGGGGAGCUGUCGGAUUCGAAUCCUAGAAAGCUGUUUGUGUUUGGGGAUUCUUAUGUGGACACCGGAAAUAACCGGAAACCGGCGGCAAAAUCUUGGCAGUAUCCUUAUGGAAUUACUUUUCCCGGUAAACCCACCGGCCGUUUCUCCGAUGGCCGUGUUUUGACCGACUACCUAGCCAAGUAUCUGAGAGUGAAGUCUCCGAUUGCGUACAAAUGGCGGAAAGUAGGGUUAGGGCAACUGAAAUACGGGAUGAAUUUCGCGUACGGCGGCACCGGCGUUUUCAAUACCUUUAUAAUGAGCCCUAACAUGAGCACUCAGAUCGACUUCCUCCAGCAGCUGAUCCACGAAUCGACGUAUACCGCCCAAGAUUUGCAUUACUCUGUGGCGCUGAUCUCCCUCGCCGGCAACGAUUAUGGCGUCUACCAGGCCACUGACGGCUCUGCUCAGGGGUGGCAGCCAUUUAUAACGAAAGUGGUGAACCAGCUGGAGGUGAAUUUGAGGCGCAUCCAUGGGCUGGGGGUUCCAAAGAUAGUGGUGACGUCUCUGGAGCCGCUGGGCUGUCUUCCUAGCAGCACAGUUGCAUCCUCAUUCCAACAGUGUAAUGCUACUGAGAAUCUGCUUGUCAAUUUCCACAAUCUGCUAUUGCAGCAAUCUGUGGCAAAGCUCAACAGUGAAGUAAAAGAUGCCUCUGCAUCCACUUUCAUCCUUCUUGAUCUGUAUUCCUCUUUCAUGGCUGCUCUCAACAACAAAGGAGACCCUCUUGGGAACGUGAAAUUUGAGAACCCAUUGAAGCCAUGUUGUGUUGGAAUAAGCAGCGAGUAUGCAUGUGGGAAUGUGGGUGCUAAUGGGGAAAAGAAGUACACCAUAUGUGAAAAUCCAGGAGCUGCAUUCUUCUGGGACGAAGUGCACCCUUCUCAAAAUGGCUGGUUCGCUGUGUACUCAGCAUUGCAAGCAAAUUUAAAGCAGCUCUAAGCUUUAAAUUACAUAGAAAUCAGAUAAGUGACCCCCCAAUUUGACAAGACAUUUCAUUCAUUCAAUGAUCAUCUGUCUUGUAGUAUUCAAAUAAUAUUUGGCAUGGCCCCUUUGCCUCUGCUCUCUGA
Molecule: messenger RNA, 1325 nt
Organism: Cucurbita maxima (winter squash)
Lineage: Eukaryota; Viridiplantae; Streptophyta; Magnoliopsida; Cucurbitales; Cucurbitaceae
Product: GDSL esterase/lipase At5g03610-like
Exons: 5
Coding region: 82-1197 (371 amino acids)
Molecular function (GO): hydrolase activity, acting on ester bonds
Source: RefSeq, a predicted model, not a curated record